UAAUUAAAUUUAAUUCGCCGUGAAUCAGCUACUUAACAAAAGUUCGUCACAAUACCUAUAACUUAUAUUUUGAGGACAUUCUAGGUUAUAGCAUCAACACAUGACGGGCGAAGAUACCAAUGAUCCGGAGUGUCAUAACUCGAAUAAUGAAGAAUACUUCAUACCAGGAGCAGAAGAAUUGGAAAGCCUCUAUUUGAUGCUGGAGAAAGGCACUAUUCCGGAGCUACAGUGGCAAUUUCCCGGCCGCCAAACAAUAAAUACGGAAACUACUGGGUCAACGUCCAAAAUCGAACCUGCCACAACUACAAAUGCUGAAACAGAGCCGGCCGCUAAAAAUGAUUUUGACUUUAGCGACGAUAUAGCCCAGCCUCAAAUGCGAGUAAGAAGUCAAAAUUCGACGCCAAAAUCUACGAAAAAGAAAAUUGCAAAUUUUGCGGGUGUCAUGGAGGUACUGAAAAAGAAGAACGCCGAGGGAUCUUCAUAAAAAAAACAAUAAGGAAAGGGGUGCGGGGGGGUUGUGGGGAUGAAACAGUCUAUUCCAAUCUGCAUAGAUAGGAUCGUGCUCAUGUUGUGGAGGGGCUAACGCAAAAGGGCAUUAUAUUUAAUCAAAACAGUCAACCACAAAAGUUUACGUACAGAGAAUUUUUCACAAUAGUUGUGUUUUCGAAUUCUCCAGCAAAAAAUAUCCACUAAGACCCCUUUCAGACACGUCAAGUCUUGAUUAGCUGCGAAUAAGCAACCAAUUUAUCAGAUGUUCAUGAUACCUGCACACUAUUACUGGAUUCAGGUACGCGUACUUUUUUGGAUAUUUUUUUUAUGAGAGCGAAUUCUUAGAAAUUAAGUUAUUUUUACUUGUAACAAUUUGCCAGUACGAAAACAACUGGUCGCAUGUUGAUGGAUAGAGUUUAAACUAAUAAUGAAAUUGU
This is a messenger RNA of Rhagoletis zephyria (snowberry fruit fly), 926 nucleotides long. RefSeq lists its product as uncharacterized. Lineage: Eukaryota; Metazoa; Arthropoda; Insecta; Diptera; Tephritidae. The record is from RefSeq and is a predicted model, not a curated record.